Messenger RNA from Macadamia integrifolia, 2342 nucleotides. RefSeq names its product AP-1 complex subunit gamma-2-like. Gene Ontology annotation, biological process: intracellular protein transport; Golgi to vacuole transport; receptor-mediated endocytosis. Gene Ontology annotation, molecular function: clathrin-cargo adaptor activity. The coding region runs from base 39 to 1703 and encodes 554 amino acids. NCBI's taxonomy places the organism in Eukaryota, Viridiplantae, Streptophyta, Magnoliopsida, Proteales, Proteaceae. The record is from RefSeq and is a predicted model, not a curated record. Gene Ontology annotation, cellular component: AP-1 adaptor complex; membrane coat. The transcript is spliced from 12 exons.
UUUAACCUAUUAUUGUUUUCAGAUAUGUUGCAUUGAACAUGCUGAUGAAGGCUAUUUCUGUAGAUGCCCAAGCAGUGCAGAGGCAUCGGGCGACAAUUUUGGAGUGUGUAAAGGACUCAGAUGCUUCCAUUAGGAAGAGGGCACUUGAACUGAUCUUUGUGCUAGUGAAUGAAAGCAACGCGAAGAAUUUGACAAAAGAGCUUAUUGAUUAUCUGGAAGUAAGUGAUCAAGAAUUCAAGGGAGAUCUUACUGCCAAAAUUUGCUCCAUUGUUGAAAAGUUUUCCCCAGAAAAACAAUGGUACAUUGAUCAGAUGCUCAAGGUUCUCUCUGAGGCUGGAAAUUUUGUGAAGGAUGAAGUUUGGCAUGCCCUUAUUGUUGUGAUAAGCAAUGCCUCUGACCUCCAUGGGUAUACUGUCAGGGCCCUUUACAGGGCAGUACAAACAUCAGGUGAACAGGAAAGUCUUGUUCGAGUGGCUGUCUGGUGCAUUGGGGAAUAUGGUGAAAUGUUGGUGAGUAAUGCUGGGAUGCUUAGCAUAGAGGAACCAAUAACUCAGGUAACAGAAUCUGAUGCUGUGGAUGUCUUAGAGAUUGCCAUGAAGCUUGACACAUCAGAUAUUACGACUCGAGCUAUGUCUUUAAUUGCUCUUUUAAAGCUCUCUUCUCGUUUCCCAUCUUGUUCACAGAGGAUAAAGGACAUAAUUGCUCAGCAUAAAGGAGGCCUUGUGUUAGAACUGCAGCAACGAUCCAUUGAAUUUAAUUCUAUAAUCGAGAGGCAUCAGAAUAUCAGGCCAGCAUUGGUUGAGCGGAUGCCAGUCCUAGAUGAAGCAACUUAUAGUGGAAAAAGAGCUGGGUCCUUGCCGCCAACUGUUUCAACCCCUACAGGGUCUUUACUCAAUCUUCCAAAUGGAGUUGCCAAACCCUCUGCUGCCCCUCUGGUAGAUUUGCUCGAUUUAACAUCAGAUGAUGCCCCUGCUCCUAGCUCUUCUGGUGGUGAUUUUCUUCAGGAUCUUCUUGGUGUAGAUUUGGCACCAAUUCCAUCACUCUCAGGUACACACCAGCCUCCACCAAGUGGCACAGGUGUUCUACUGGAUCUCCUAUCAAUUGGAACUCCUGUGCAAACCAAUCCAUCUACACCCAACAUAUCAUCCCCCAGUCAGGAUAACCAAACACCAAUUCCUCCAUUGGAGAGGCUUUCAUCACUUUCUUCUCCACUUUCCACACAAGUUUAUUCUCCAGCAGGAGCAUCACCCAUUGUCGAUUUGUUGGAUGGUUUAUCCCCCAGCCUGUCAGUGCCAGAUAACAAAGAUCAGGAGUCAAAUUUCUCUGGAGACAAUGGUCUGGUCUAUCCAUCUAUAGUUGCAUUUCAGAGCAGCUCCUUGAAGAUAAUGUUCAGCUUCUCAAAAUCCCCUGGAAACCCACAAACAACGAUUAUCCAAGCUACAUUUACAAAUAUGUCAUCUAAUGUCUACACUGACUUUAUUUUCCAGGCAGCAGUUCCAAAGUUUGUUCAACUGCAUUUAGAUCCAGCUAGCAGUAACUCUCUUCCUGCCAGUGGCAAAGGGUCGGUCACACAAAAAUUCCGUGUUACUAAUAGCCAACAUGGACAGAAACCUCUUGCUAUGCGCAUACGGAUAGCUUACAAGGUGAAUGGGCAAGAUGCUUUGGAACAGGGACAAAUCAAUAAUUUCCCUGCUGGCUUAUGAAGUUGACAUUUAUUCAGUCUCCAAAACAUCUCGCAUCUGGAGCUCAGAUCUUUCUUAUGAAACGACAUUGAAGAAGCGACUUCGCUGCUUGGAACUGUGGGGUCAAUCUUAGUUUCCAUUUUUAAUUAUUUCAGGAGCAAUGUAGGUUCUAGCUUUUGGCGUCAACAUGACACACUUUGAGCCUGGGAUUCGCUGAUGGCUGACUGGGCCUUUUUUGUGGUCAAUGUACAUUAUUAUAUAAUCUUCCAUAAGAGUUUCAGGGACUGAUUUUUCUUCUGAUCCAGUCAUCCAGGUAGAGAGAUCAUUGUUUUUGAGUCAUUACAAACACGGCUGUUUUAGCUGCUUUUGUGCGGAUUGAACCUCCCAGUGCAAUUGGAAGAUGGGGAAACUUAAAAGAGUGUGUGAUUCAUGUAGUUUGAAAGCCCAGAAGAAAAAAAAAAAAGAAAGGAAAAGUUCAUUGUUGCCUUGUGUUCUUCACUUGGGGAACCUUUAUUUUGAUAUUUUCUUUUAUUAUGAAUCUUUAUUUUGACUUUUUUAAGGGAAUAAGUUUUCCUCCACCCAUCAAUAUGGUGAUAUCAUUAUUCCUACCCUCUAUUGACAGAAGUUCGUAAUAUAUUUUUCACUGUUUCAGGAAUCCCA